GUUGUAACAGUUUCUUUACAGAUUAUGUCUCAAAGUAGUGAGUUGGAAGAUGGUGAAUUUCCCGAAUCUCAAGAACUUAGUCCCAUUAUCAAAUAUGAAGACAAAAACAACCACAAUCACAAGCUGUACACACGCGGAGUUGGAGCAUUACUAGAUGGUAUGUUUCAAGAUCCAAAAUCCAAAGCCAAAUCAUUAAGUCCUGAGACUCCUAAGUUGCCUGCAAAAGAAAUAGAUACAUUGCCUAUCACUAAAACUCCAGUUAUGUCUGAGAGUUUCAGUCCUAUUAAAAUGAAAUUUGAACAGAGAUCAGACAUCAAACCAAGAGUUGUUUCAAUUGAGAAGCAGUUGGAAUCAAUAAGAAGCGUGUACCCAGAAUCAUCAAGAGCUGGGAGUGACUCAUUAGAUGACGAGAACACUGAAGACGAAAUGGAGAUAGAAGAAGAAAAUGUGAUUGAAGUUAAAAAAGAUAUGGCAAUUCUGGCUGUAAGAAGUAUAAAGUCAUUAGACUGUCCUCUGUGUACUGAGCGGUUCCAACACCCUCGAAUACUUCCUUGUAUGCACACCUUUUGCAGCUCGUGUAUUCAGAAAAGAAUCAGUGAAGAAAACGCAGUGAGUUGCCCAAUCUGCCUUCGUAAUGUCAAACUAAACUUGCCAACAGUUGACUUGUUGCCAAUAAACGCUAUUCUGGAUAAGCAUGUGAAACUUGUAGAGGCAGGUGAGGAAACAACUCAGGAAAAAGAGGUCAAAACGUGUAGUACUUGUGAGGAAUUUUCUCUCUAUUGGUGUUUGGAAUGUGAAACAGAUUUCUGUGAAAAGUGUAAAAAAGUGCACCUCAACAUAAAAGCAGUCAGCAACCACCAGCUCCUGACCCACAAGGAACUAAAAGAGAAUAUUGCUGUCACUUAUGUCAAAUCAGAGAACUGUGUACACCACAAGGAACAUGAACUAAACUUGUACUGUGAACCGUGUGAUGCUAUGAUCUGUCGGGAUUGCACACUCAUUAACCAUAAGAAUCACAAUUAUGGGUUUGUUAAAGAGUUUACUUCAGCCAAGAGGAGAAAACUUCAAGAGGAGGUCGAGAGGGCAAGAGCCAAGAUAGAGCCAUUAAAGCGCCUGAUAGAUGCAGUUGAAGAAGACACCAAAGAGUCAGAGCAUGAUGAGAAAGUCAAACAAGAAAUUAAAGAGGCUACUGAAAGUUUGAUCGCUCAGAUGAAAGCACAAGAAAAAACAUUGCUAGAAGAAAUAUCAACGAAGGCUAAGUCACGCUCAGAUCGACUACGAGGAAAAUAUAAAGAACUAAGAUACGCUGUGGACAGCUCCCAGUGCAGCCUCGACUUCAUGAGUGCUCUCUUCUACCAAGGAAACAUGAAAGACCUUGUAGGACUGGCACCCUUGGUGCGUACACGGAUAGCUGAGAUAACAGCUUAUCGGCCUGAAGUUGAGUUGAACAGGAGGAUUCCUAAGUUCAAGUUGUGUCCGAUAAGCAAGAUGCCAUCGCUCGGAAGAGUUUAUGGUUCCUUCAAUUACUGCAGUAUUGGAGAAAAUCCUCAUUUGCUCGGCACUGAGGGACAGGAGGCUGGAGAUUUCAAGUUUCCGACGGGGGUUACAUUCCACCCUCUUGGGUAUGUAGUUGUUGUAGACAGGGCAAAUUCUCUUCAGAUAUUCGAGAAAACUGGAUCCUUCCUUGAGGAGAUCACUACGAUGAACACUAAUCUUCUUGGACAACUAAAGAACCCUAAUGGGGUAGCUGUCGACAAGGCUGGAUAUUUCUACGUAGCUGAUAGUUCUAAACACAGAAUAGCUGUUUACAGCCCCAAGGGUAAAUUUACACAUGAAAUAGGAGCGAGAGGUAAAACACAGCCUCACUCACCCGUGAUAGGACACUCCGUGGAGAGGUCUUCUUCUCUGGAGGGUAGUCCUGUUGAUACAGCUCACCGCAAACCUUACCGGUCCGAUGAACACAGAUCACCAGCGGGAUACUACGACUACAAAUCAGCUGGGCUCAGUGUUUCCACCAGAGAUCACAUCAGGUCCUCACGUGACUACAGGGAUUCCUGGGAUUACAGGGACUACAGGGAUUCCAGAGAUUAUCGUGAUAAUCACCAUCACAGAGAUUCUAAAAGGAAAGGCUACGACUCUUACAUUCGUAGAGAUAGUAGAGACUCUUUAGAGACUAAGUCUGAUGUGACUAAGCGUGAAACAAGUGAUCCAUACCUCCCCAAGAAAAUAAAGCUGAACCCAGCUGAUGUAGAGUUGAAGGGCCCACGUGGGGUUGAGAUAAGCAGGACCGGGCUGGUGGUGGUUGCUGAUACCACUAAUCAUUGUCUACAUUUUCAGACCUGGCUCACGCAAGGAAUGUGUAGUUACCUGCAAGGAAUGUGUAGUUACCUGUGUAGUUACCUGAAAGGAAUGUGUAGUUACCAGCGACUGUUAAAGACGGUGAUUUGAAGAAAAUAAAGGUGAAGGUUUUCACACGAGAAGGUGUUUAUUUGAGAACUAUUGGCGAAGAAGGUGCUCUUCCAGGACAGUUGCGGACACCGAGCGGAGUAUCGUUAGACUCCCUAGAUAACGUGUACGUGACCGAUACGGAACUGCACCGUAUCACUGCUUACAAGAUAACCGGGACAAUACAUCACUCACUUCGGCAAAAAAGGUUCUGGUGAUGGAGAGUUCCUGUUCCCUUCAGAUCUAGCUGUGGAUAUUUGUGACAAUGUGUUUGUCUGUGACUGUGAUAAUAACCGUAUACAGGUGUUUGAUAGUAAGGGAACCUUCAUCCGAUCUAUUACCCUAGAACGAGCAGCCACCACCCUUAGGAAGCCCCUGGCUGUGGCUGUCGACAAAGAUGGCAAUGUGGCCGUAUGUGAUACUGGCAACCACAAAGUGUGGUUACUGUAGUGUGGUUACUGUAGAAGUGUGGUUACUGUAUGGUUACUGCAAAUAUGUGGUUACUGUGUAGAACACAUAUUUGUUCUCAUGAUAAACGUUUUGGUAUAAAUAACCACGUAUAAUGAAGUGUUACUUGUUGAAUUAUUACUCUGGCUAGACCAGUACAGAGAGUUGUUGAUCUCUUCUGUGUAUAUUUUGAAUUGUUAGCAGAUUUUCAGUUGUUUUUUCAAUUUGUUAAUCUUAUUUUUGUAACCCAAGGCCAAGGUUUGAGGCAGAAUUUCGGGCAGUAUCCAAAUAGCCCGCCCCUUUCCGCCGGCAGGUGUCCACGGACAGCUUGUCCGUGGGCAGGGGCGGGUUACUUCGAUACUGCCGAGUUUUGUUUAAGAUAGAUUUUAUUUUAUCGAUAUUUAUAAUAGACUGCAGGUUUGAAACCUUAUAAUCAGUGAUAAAUAUUUCUCAAAACUAUUCCAAAUGUGGUGUCCCCAAACGGAAAUUUAUCAAACAAUUUUUUAUCGUAUUUUUUACUCUGCAUUAUUAAAGUAUAAAUCACAAUCGUUUUUAACCAUUUUUUUUGUAGCGUGUAAUUUAAACGUGUAUUAUUUAACAAUUCACUACAUCAAAUUAUUAUGUUAUUAUGUUAAAGAAUACGCUUAAUUUGAAAUACGAUUUUAUAUUCAGAAUAGCAGCAACUAGCAAGUCCGUUACUUAUCGGAAUAUAUUUUGGAUAAGUUACCUAAUAUGUUAUUUCUGAGAAAACACCUAAGCUGCAUGCUAACUUUAUUCUUGUUUAGCAUUGUAGAAAACAGUCAAGAUAGUUUUCUAAAUGACUGCUUUAAAAAAAGUCUGAAGGUUUCUAAGAUUUAUCUUAGCACUAUCCCACAAGUUAUCAAUUAUUUAAUAAUCAAUUAUAUUCCAGUUCAUAUUAUUCUAUUCGCCAACAAAUUUAAAUUAUUGUCACCAUUAUUAACAAUAAAUUAUUAUCGUUAUCGACGCUGUUUUAUAACAACGAGUUUAUAAUAUUUUAAUAAUACUGCACUGUACAGUGUACACCUUGCAGUAUAAUAUACCGUUAUUCAAUUC
Molecule: messenger RNA, 3966 nt
Organism: Bolinopsis microptera
Lineage: Eukaryota; Metazoa; Ctenophora; Tentaculata; Lobata; Bolinopsidae
Product: E3 ubiquitin-protein ligase TRIM71-like
Exons: 18
Coding region: 25-2448 (807 amino acids)
Molecular function (GO): protein binding; zinc ion binding
Source: RefSeq, a predicted model, not a curated record